AUGUCACUCUCGUGGAAAUUAUUGCAUUACUUUGCCGUUAAAUUAAGACUACAGAUACAGAGAAGAGGACGUCUGCAAAAUUUGGGAAAUGGAGCGAGCGAGGAAGAUAAAGUAAAAGAGACGCUGGCAGAAGCGUAAAGGAUGGCAUUGGCAAGGCCUUUCUUGGGGAGUGCCCCGCUCCAGCAUCCACCAUUCCCUCUUCGUCUCAUCACUCAUUCGCUGAUUCCGUCCUCCUCCUUCCGUCUCUCCUCCUCCUCCGUCUUCCCCAUGUCACUUCCACAGCCUCAUUCCUCCUUUGAAAUCAUCGGAGGUGCCCGCGACCUCUUCCUCCCUUCUCUCUCUUACCUGUCCCGUCCUUACACUCCUUUCCCUUUCAUUGGUUCGAAUUGCCACAUCGAGACCAUUUUUGCCUCCUUUUUCAGGUCUGUUCCUCAAGUCAAAUACCGUCGUCAGUGUAUUCGCGCUCAAGACGACGGUGUCAUCGCUCUCGAUUGGGUUUCCGGCGACGAUCGAAUCUUGCCUCCCGAUUCUCCCGUCCUUAUUUUGCUGCCAGGUUUAACCGGGGGCAGUGAAGAUUCCUACGUGAGACAUAUGUUGAUUAGAGCCCGAAGCAAAGGGUGGCGCGUUGUCGUCUUCAACAGUCGUGGCUGCGGGGAUAGCCCUGUUACCACGCCACAGUUCUAUUCAGCUUCGUUUCUAGGAGAUCUGCGCGAGGUAGUCUCCCAUGUCACAACGCUAUACCCCGCAGCAAAUAUAUAUGCUGUCGGUUGGUCACUUGGGGCAAACGUUCUUGUUCGUUAUCUGGGUCAGGAAGCCCACGCUUGUCCUCUUUCUGGCGCUGUGUCAUUGUGUAAUCCUUUCAAUUUGGUUUUGGCAGAUGAGGACUUCCAUAAGGGCUUCAACAAUGUUUAUGACAAGGCUCUUGCAAGAGCUCUACGCGAAAUUUUCAAGAAGCAUGCUACACUCUUUGAAGACAUAGGUGGUGAAUAUAACAUUGAAUUGGCGGCCAAUGCCAAGACUGUUAGGGACUUUGAUGAUGGACUAACCCGUGUUUCUUUCGGUUUCAAGUCAGUGGAUGACUACUACUCCAAUUCCAGCAGCUCAGAUUCAAUAAAAUAUGUUCAAACUCCUUUGCUCUGCAUCCAGGCUGCCAACGAUCCAAUUGCUCCUUCUAGGGGAAUCCCUCGUGAAGGUAUCAAGGAAAACCCAAACUGCUUGCUAAUAGUGACACCCAAAGGUGGACAUUUGGGGUGGGUGGCUGGUGAUGAUGCUCCAUUUGGAUCGCCCUGGACUGAUCCUCUGGUAAUAGAUUUUCUUCAACAUCUGGAGAGAGGACACGUCAAGUCUGGUACAUCUUGUAUGAAUCCAGAAGGCAAUAAUCAAAGCAAAGAGGCAUUGUUUCGCCUUGAAGUGUAAUUUUUGCACUCUGGCGAACAUUCUUUUAUACAUUAUAUACACAUAUUUGAGAAUAUACUCCAAAAUCAUACCAUUCAAGAUCCCCUGAAUGCUGCUGCGUGGGACUACUACAUUCUCAUUUGUUUGUCCGCCGCAUGCCGUGGUCAGGACUCAGGAUUUAAGAAAAACAUUCUUCAAUUGUGUUGGGAGAAUGGCGUCUCUUGUAUGUUAAUGCAGCAGACGACAAGUAGUCAGAAAAGGUAUACUUAGUGCUUGAUCUUGCCCAGUUCUCAUACCUCCGUCUCGUUUGUAUCCCAUGAUUUCUGUGUUCGAACUUGUUAAGCAUUAUUCGCGGUUCUACCAUUGUAUUGAAAAUUAAUAAUGGGGUGAAUGUAUUCAUUCAAAUAA
Molecule: messenger RNA, 1803 nt
Organism: Prosopis cineraria
Lineage: Eukaryota; Viridiplantae; Streptophyta; Magnoliopsida; Fabales; Fabaceae
Product: embryogenesis-associated protein EMB8-like
Exons: 8
Coding region: 142-1416 (424 amino acids)
Molecular function (GO): short-chain carboxylesterase activity; monoacylglycerol lipase activity
Source: RefSeq, a predicted model, not a curated record